AUGCCAGGUGGCAAGUCUCUGGUGGCUGAUAUCUUGAUGCUCAGAAAGGUGUUGCAAAACCCAGGCCAAAAAGCCUUGCUAGUUCUCCCAUAUGUUGCCUUGGUUCAAGAAAAGUUACGGUGGCUAAGGCAAAUCGUAGAUGGUAUCACUAAGAUUCCCUCGAACUCAUCUCGCAUUGAGAAAGUACAAUCUUGGCGCAAUCUUGGGGACGAAGACACCCUGAGGGUAGUGGGACUUUUUGGUGGCAGCAAAUCAAGAGCCACCUGGGUGGACAUGGAUAUUGCGGUCUGUACUAUUGAGAAGGCGAACUCUUUGGUGAAUGCAGCUAUUGAAGAGCAUACUAUAGGGAUGCUUGGUACUGUUAUUAUUGAUGAACUACACAUGAUUGAUGAUGAAAGCCGGGGUUAUAUUUUGGAAUUAAUGGCAACGAAACUCCUCAGUCUGGACCAGAAUGUGCAGCUCAUCGGCAUGAGCGCAACGUUAAAUAAUGCAGGAUUACUAGCACAGUGGCUGAAUGAUGCAAAAUUCUAUAUUUCUCGAUAUUGCCCAGUUCCUAUAGAAGAACAUCUCGUUUUUGACAAUUCUGUAUACCAUGCAGCGACGUCAAGCAGGUUUUACAAAACAGCCACUCAACUCAAUGCACAAACACAACCUUCCUCGCAAGUAAAGCCCGAACCAGUGAGAAUUAUUCACCCAUCGCAAUGCAGGGAAUUCGGCGAUCCAUUGAUAAAUGCUGUUGUGUCUCUUGCUAGUGAGACUGCAAGGGCAGGAUACGGAGCGCUUGUAUUUUGCAGCAGUCGCGCUGGCUGCGAAAGAGACGCCAUACUCAUUAGUCAGGUCUUACCACGCCCCGAAGAAGUCGAUACUACUACCAUGGAGAAGAGGUUGGAGUUACUGGAUGAUUUGAGAAGCACCAGUACAGGGCUAGACGCCACAUUGGAGAAGAUUGUUCUCGUCGGGGUCGCAUUUCACCAUGCAGGCUUGACUGCGGAAGAACGAGACCUAAUUGCAACGGCCUAUGACUUAGGUGUUGUCAAGAUUAUUGUUGCAACAUGUAGCUUGGCUGCUGGAAUUAAUCUGCCGGCCAGGCGAGUGAUUCUUCAUGGGGCACGAAUGGGCGCGGACUUUGUUGGGCCUUCCAUGCUACGACAAAUGAGGGGUAGAGCUGGCCGGAAAGGAAAGGAUGAGAUUGGGGAAACGUAUCUUUGCUGCAAAAAAAGCGACCUCGAAUCAGUUGCGGAGCUAAUGGAAGCUGACAUUCCAAAUGUUGAGAGCUGUCUAUUACCAGGAAAACGAGGAAUCAAAAGGGCAUUGCUAGAGGUGAUAGCGAUCAAAUUGGCAACAUGCGAAGAGUCCGUCAAUGAUUAUAUGCGAAGGACUCUUCUCUACCAUUCCGUCGAUUCCGAAGAACUAGGGGUCACCAUCUCGUCGACUUUGGAUGAUCUUUCAAAAAGUGGCCUGGUGAAAAUAAUUGAUGGCUCUACCUAUGCAGCUACUACUUUAGGCGAAGCUGUUGUUGCAUCGUCAUUAACUCCGGAAGAUGGUCUCUUUGUGCAUAGGGAACUACUGAAGGCCCUUCAAGGCUUUGCCAUGGACUCAGACCUCCAUGCAUUGUACACUUUCACCCCAGUGCAAACUACGCAAAGCAAUGUUAAUUGGCGGAUAUUUCGGCACGAAGUGGAGCGUCUGGAUGAGAGUAACAUGCGGGCUCUUCAAUUUGUGGGAUUGAAGCCAAUGUUGAUCAAUAAGAUGGCACAUGGCGGUUCAAUGAAAGAGUCAACCCCAGAGGAGUUGGAAACUGUCCGCGUUUACAAGCGUUUCUACUCCGCCCUCCAGCUUCGUGACCUCUGCAACGAAAUGCCUAUUCAUGCAGUGGCCCGCAAAUACGAUAUACCGCGGGGUAUCGUGCAAAACCUGGCGCAGACGUGCCAUGGAUUUGCUGCUGGAAUUAUCAAAUUCUGCCAACGGAUGGGAUGGGGGGCUUUGGCAGCAGUCUUAGACCAUUAUUCCGACAGACUAAGGGCUGGCGCAAAGUCAGAUCUCCUAGCUUUGGCUGAAAUCACUUACAUCAAAAGUCGAACAGCCAGAGUAUUCUGGGAAAAUGGGUACAGGACAGUAGCUGCUGUAGCUACAGCGGAUCCAAAGGACUUAUUGCCCGUCUUCUUGAUGGCACAACCUAGAAAGCCAAAUAAGCACCUUGGCGAAGAAGAUAAGUAUAUUGAAAAGCUUCGUGCGAAGGUAGCGAUGAUUUCGAUUUCGGCAAAUAAGCUAUGGGAGCGCCAAAUGCAGCAAGAGCUCGACGAGGAAGAGUGA
Molecule: messenger RNA, 2313 nt
Organism: Lachnellula hyalina
Lineage: Eukaryota; Fungi; Ascomycota; Leotiomycetes; Helotiales; Lachnaceae
Gene: TEB
Product: Helicase and polymerase-containing protein
Exons: 12
Coding region: 1-2313 (770 amino acids)
Molecular function (GO): nucleic acid binding; ATP binding
Source: RefSeq, a predicted model, not a curated record